Aspergillus pseudoviridinutans is the source of this 1077-nucleotide messenger RNA. RefSeq lists its product as uncharacterized. The record is from RefSeq and is a predicted model, not a curated record. NCBI's taxonomy places the organism in Eukaryota, Fungi, Ascomycota, Eurotiomycetes, Eurotiales, Aspergillaceae. The transcript has 6 exons. The coding region runs from base 1 to 1077 and encodes 358 amino acids.
AUGGCCUAUCGACGGCUCGUCAUGGUCGACAGUCGAGCAAUUUUCCAGCCUUAUGGCUCGACCCAGCCCAUCAAUUAUCUUUCCCGUGCCUUCGAUGAAGAUGUGGCUGCUGAACGUGCAUUCAACACCCAGAAUAAUUAUCGCGCCUCUACUGGGGAAUACAAUUCUACUGCUUUUGCACAUAUGGGAACCCGUUUCCUAACCCCGGGAUCCGGCGGCCUAGACAGCGAUAUUCUUGAAAGUCAUGAUUUUCAACCAGCAAGUCCUCACAGGCAUCACCAGCAUAAUUCUUUUCCGUCAUCUGGAUACAGUCCACCUGUCUCGGCCCCCACGCGCAAUCCUGGAGCGCAUCAAAGUGCCAGUGGUCGACCGAUGUACUCUCCUAUGCCUGGAGUAGGUUCAGAUCACGCGGAAACACACGGCACGCCCGAACAGAGCAGUCCUCCCCUUGGGACUCUGCGAAAUCGAAAGGCAUACACCAUCCGCGGAGAACCACGCGGGGUGUAUGAGCCAACUCUCGAUUGGCGCUACCAAGUGCAGAGACCUCCUGGCGACUUCUUUGUUGUGGGAAGGGUCUUCGCAAUCCUCUGGCAUGAGGGCAAAGGACAACAGGGAACCGUAAUCUCACAAGGGACCGUAAUACCGGACUUCAACAGCCUAGGCAGAUCCACCCAAAACCAAUUCACCAGAGGCAGAUUUGGAGAGGAGAUCUUCAGCGGUAUCCGGCGCAUGGUGGUUGUUAAAGCGAUGAGCCAAUGCGCCUGGUGUGUACCCAUCACCACUUAUGGUGGCAAAGGAGUAGCCAAACCCGGCGUCGACCCAGCAAAACAUGCCAUUGUAUAUAUGCGGGGAUCUGUGCCGACCUGCAAGGCUGAUGAGCCACGAAUGACCAAGGAACCCUUGGAAGUCGAACCAGCGAGACCUGACGAGAGACUCGAUGAGAUGUCUCGUCUGAAUUUCGGCAAGGUCUACACCGUCGAACAUAAUGUCAAAGUGCGCAAUGUCGGGAUGAUAUCCCGGAUCUCAAUGGUCAAAUUCCGAGGCUAUGCAAGUAAUGAAUUCAGACUCGACAUUUAA